AUGGCUAGGGUAAAUUGUUUGAUAAUAAAUCGAUUAGACAACUAUGACCUUAACGUUGUUGCUGUCGGCGCUUGGCCACAACCGAAUUUCAAGCAGUUCUCUGGAUAUCUUCAUGGGUCAUCUGAUAAGGUCAACAUUCAUUACUGGCUCGUCGAAGCUGCUUCGUCACCGGAGUCAGCUCCCCUAAUUGUAUGGUUAAACGGUGGACCAGGAUGCUCUUCCUUAGAUGGUUUGCUUACUGAAAAUGGUCCUUACCUCCUCCAUGAAGGACCUCGUCUUGUGGAAAAUCCAUACUCCUGGAAUAAAAUUGCUAAUAUUUUGUAUCUAGAGGCCCCAGUAGGUGUGGGAUUCUCUUAUUCUACUGAUUCAUCUCAAGUAUGGAAUGAUGAUCAAAUUUUCAUUUUUAUAUACAACGGUGAUAUUGAUAUGGCAUAUAAUUAUAUUGGCGAUGAAUGGUUUGUGGAUAAUUUAAACCUAACGAGCAGAGUUCCCCGUUCACCUUGGUUAUAUGUUGAGAAAGAUGGUACAAAACAGAUCGGCGGAUAUUGGAAAUUGCUAACAUCCAAUGUAUCGAGUUUGCUGUAUACCACUGUUCGGGGUGCAGGACAUAUGGUGCCACGAGAUAAACCUGCUGUAGCGUUUCACAUGAUUGAUAGCCUCAUUCACUUCACACCUUUUUAAUAUAUAGUGGAUUGUAACAGGAUAUUUGACCAACUGUUUAUAUCACUAAUUCUAAUUUUGCUUUUGAUUAUUUUGUCAUAAAAC
This is a messenger RNA of Schistosoma spindalis, 765 nucleotides long. NCBI's taxonomy places the organism in Eukaryota, Metazoa, Platyhelminthes, Trematoda, Strigeidida, Schistosomatidae. The record is from the annotation of a GenBank genome assembly.